UGGGAGGACUGCAUAAAUAGCGAGUGAGAUGCGGCUGAGGAUGAGAUGAGUGGAGGAGCAGCAGAGGAAGUGGGAGGCACAGUUUGUGGUAGCUGCUCAUAACUCACUGCAACUGUUCGCUGUGGUGGCAACUGGACUCUGACUGAGCUACAAUUUCAACUCUCUUCUCACUCACAACUUUAUUUUUUUUCGCCUCUCCCGUGCAUGCGUGUUGUUUCUUCACCUGCACUGUGCUCCAAGUUUGUCGGCGCGUCCCUGCCUGUUCGCUGCAAACCAAGAGGGGAAACAUUCACUGCGUUCCUUCCGCUGCUUGUUUUUGAACUGAUUUGAAAGCAAGAUGAUGAUAAUAAUCGCGGAGUUUUUCGUGGUUAUUUUGAAGGUGCUCUGGGCUUUUGUAACUGCCGGGGCGAAAUGGGUUGUGCGUCCCAAGGAGAAGAGCGUGGCGGGACAGGUAUGCGUGAUCACCGGGGCCGGAAGCGGCCUCGGGCGGCUCUUCGCCAAGGAGUUCGCCCGGAGACGAGCGAUACUGGUGUUAUGGGACAUAAACAGCCAAAGCAACGAGGAAACAGCGGAGAUGGUGCGGCAGAUAUACCAUGAACUGGACACUCCCAUAACCAAAGACGGGCCUGUUGGAGGGGUCGAAGAGGUCCCACCUUUCCAGCCGCAGGUCUACACCUACGUGUGUGAUGUGGGAAAGCGGGAGAGUGUGUACUCCACAGCUGAGAAGGUGCGUCGAGAGGUGGGAGAUGUGGACAUACUGAUCAACAACGCUGGCGUCGUCUCUGGCCACCAUCUCCUGGAGUGCCCUGACGAGCUGAUUGAGCGCACCAUGGUGGUCAACUGCCAUGCCCACUUCUGGACCACCAAGGCGUUUCUCCCCAAGAUGCUGGAGCUGAAUCAUGGUCACAUUGUGACGGUUGCCAGCUCCCUGGGUUUAUUCAGCACAGCUGGAGUGGAGGAUUACUGUGCCAGUAAAUUCGGUGCCAUUGGGUUCCACGAGUCACUGAGCCAUGAGCUGAAGGCCUCAGAGAAGGAUGGCAUCAACAUGACGCUGGUGUGCCCUUACCUGGUCGACACGGGAAUGUUCAAAGGCUGCAGGAUAAGAAAGGAGAUCGAGCCUUUUCUGCCUCCCCUGAAGCCAGAAUUCUGCGUCAAACAGGCCAUGAGGGCCAUCCUCACUGACCAGCCCAUGAUUUGUACACCUCGCAUCGUCUAUAUGGUCAACUUCAUGAAAAGCAUCCUGCCCUUUGAGGCCAUUGUGUGCAUGUACCGGUUCCUAGGCGCCGACAAGUGCAUGUACCCCUUCCUAGCUCAGCGAAAAGAGGCCAUGAACAACAACGAGGCGAAGAAUGGGAUCUAGGGGGCGCUGUUUGUAACACGAACAGAGGCACAUAAACCUGCAAGCAUGAGGAAACAACCACUGAGGAUGAAAAUGGGGAAGACGGAAGGAAGGAAAGAAGAAAAGACUGAAUCUAGACUGGUGCACUUGCAUUGAGCAAAUGCAAAGGUUAACCAUAUUGUUCCUCUGGAACAAAGAAAGCUGUGUACUACACAAAGGAUUUAUUUGACUUUGUUUUGUCUUUUUUUAAGUUUGUUUAAAGAAACCAACAUCUAUAUACUGUGUCACUAGUUUUUGAAAUCAUACAGAAAAGCUAUCCUAUAAUUAACUAUUUACGUAAUGUAGUCACCGGCCUUAUCUAGUGUCAUUGUGGAAAUAUACAGUAUGUUACUGUACAAACAGUAAAAAUUUUUGUUUUUCACUUAUUUUAUUUUUGUAGACAUGCACUGUAAUUUCAGAUUUUUCUCUACACUGCCAGCAUUACUCUGUGUAGGAGGAUACAAUGCAGCAUUUCAAACUACACGUCUCCCCACGCAGAGGCUCUUUGUAAGGCAGUCAGGAAAUUUGUUUGCAGCUUUAGAAGGCUCUGAUUAUAGUUUGUGCCAUUCAUAAUAAAAAAGCAAGAUAAAUACGUCACUAUUAAAGUUUACCAUAUUUCGUUGUCGUUGCUCAAGUUACAUACAUGUAGCAUAAAUGUUGAUAAUGAAGUCUACGCAUUCCAAAUGGGACAUUCAAUGGCCAGACUGGGCUGACUUAUUUUUUUACAGGGGUUUUCUGUGUUAUGAGACUCAACGCUGUCCCUUUAAUGGUCUUGUUAUUUCAGGCCUGUGUCGACUAAAAUCUGAAAUAAAAAGCUGGGGAGGGAGUCUGCAGGUUGAAUUAGCAAGAGGGGUGUAAAUCACAAGUUUCAUCAAGAUACAAGAUAUAUCGAUUCUUUGGACAGUGAUGUUUGCUGAUAUCACAAAGUCUGCCAUGAUAUGAUUUCAGUUCAAUUCAGGGGCCUGCGAUCGAUAGGAGACGAUAUCAGUAAAUGUCUUUGUUUGGCUGCUUGUCUACCUGGCGCUUGGCCGCUAGCACUGUUUGAAUGUUUAAGAAAGAGGUGUGCUUGGGCAGAAAUGGUAACACAAACGUGAAGGGAAUUUCAAAAUAAAGGCGUAUUUUAGGAUGACGAUAUGUAUCGAUGUUUUCACCCAGCAUUGGAGGUGAAUGAAUCGAUCUUUAUCGAUCCAGAUCGAUGUAUCGUCACACCCCUAACUAGCAUGUGUGACACAUUCAGAAUGUACUGCUUUGGGAGAAACUGAGAGAAAAUGAAUUCAUACUUCUCUCAUUUGUCUUUAUUUUCAAGAUCUGUGGUGUUUAUAUUGUAAAUGUAUCUGUUACCAAUAUUAUUUGUUAAAUAAAAACAACCCAACAUAGGCUGUAACUCCAGGCUGUCCCAACACUGACAUGUGGUUGAGGGAAAUGUAUUAAAGACACUAGCUUUCCAUUAUUUUUUCCAAAGUAACACUUUAACUAUCCUGUCCAUAGUCCACCAUGUCCAGUUAAAGUGAAUUGUAAAUGUUUAAAUGUUGUGAAUACCCCAGUAUCCCAAAAUGACUGUCUCUACCAUAUUUGAUGUAUGAAUAUUUUAUAUACCUUUGGGACAACAAGAGUUUUUGAAAUUCAACUACAUUCCAAUAGGCGUCAUCCCUUCAGUCACAGCGAUGAGCCUAAAUUCUCUACCUCUUAAUUUUUGCCAUUUUUUUGACAGUAUGACAUAAGCCUCUUUUUUUUUGUAAUUUUCUGAAGACCGCUCCAUAGCAGAGCAAAUGUGGUUCCAAUGUUUAGUGUCUCUACCUAACUUAAAUUAAUAAAAGUGAUUUAGAUUAUUAAA
Messenger RNA from Plectropomus leopardus (leopard coralgrouper), 3212 nucleotides. Its product is annotated as retinol dehydrogenase 10-A. The record is from RefSeq and is a predicted model, not a curated record. Gene Ontology annotation, molecular function: oxidoreductase activity, acting on the CH-OH group of donors, NAD or NADP as acceptor. NCBI's taxonomy places the organism in Eukaryota, Metazoa, Chordata, Actinopteri, Perciformes, Serranidae. Gene Ontology annotation, cellular component: lipid droplet.